Molecule: messenger RNA, 717 nt
Organism: Caenorhabditis bovis
Lineage: Eukaryota; Metazoa; Nematoda; Chromadorea; Rhabditida; Rhabditidae
Source: the annotation of a GenBank genome assembly
AUGGCGUCGAUUUUCUUGCCAGGAGCCACCAAGCGCACCAAACAUGAUAUGGUCCAUAAAAAUGGGGCAAUUGUGUCGCUGAAGUACAAGAAAGCAGCGAGCAGCGCGUCGCCGGCGACGCCGUCGGCGGCUAGCGCAAAAAGGGCGCCCGGCGAUCCGGCGAAUCGCGAUGAGAACGACUCGACGCGCACCAAAUGCAAAUCGAACAUGGAUCGGCCCGGCGGUGCCACCGACGACGACGAUGGCAACGACGACGUGUUCAAAGACCUCAAGUUGAAAUUGGCGCAGAACGAAAGGAAGGGCGAGACGAUCGAGUCGCUGCUCGCCGAAGACGAGGUCAAUCCGCUAGCCGAUUAUCAGAUUCCGGAUCGGGCGACGCCGUUGCCGCCGCCGACGUCGGUGCCGAACGCGAACCAUCAAUCGAACAAAUCGAAAAUGAUAAGCAACACGGAGCUUAUGAAAAUACCAAAAACUAAAAAAAACAAAAAAGCGGGUGUGACGCCGCUGGGCCGAAUGCGCACCGAGAACACGCAAUCGGAGAAGGCGUCGGUGAAGGAGAAGAAGCCCGAGAAUCAGACGCAGGGCAGCAGCGAAGGCGGCGAAGAUCCGACGAUGACGAAAAUUCAGACGAAGACGAUCGGAGUGAGCACAAUGUUGGCUCCCGAGCAGCGCAAGAACAAAGGCGGCUCGAAAGAAGCUGGACGAACUGUCGGCUAG